This is a messenger RNA of Cuscuta campestris, 1145 nucleotides long. Lineage: Eukaryota; Viridiplantae; Streptophyta; Magnoliopsida; Solanales; Convolvulaceae. The record is from the annotation of a GenBank genome assembly.
AAGAAACGAGGAAGAUUUUUUCUUUGCCUUUGAGGUUGAUUUUGAAGGUUCAUUGGUCAGUUUUUUUGGAGGGACAAGAAGAUGAAGGAAGAUUAUUGUUUAUUUGGUGACUUGAUUGUGCAUGAUACAACAUAUCGUACAAACAAAUAUGAAAUGAUUUGUGGGCCAUUUGUUGGGGUUAACAACCACACUCAUAACUGUAUGUUUGGUUGUGGGUUUUUAUUGAAUGAAAGAAUUGAAUCUUUUGAAUGGUUGUUUCACACUUUUCUAGAAGCAAUGGGUGGGUUGCAUCCUAAGACUAUUAUGACUGACAAGUCUUUUGCAAUGUCUUCUGCAAUUUCUUCAGUAUUCCCUAAUUCCAAACAUCGUCUAUGUGUAUGGCACAUUUCUGAAAAUUCCAAGAAGCAUAUAAGGGAUUUGAGGAACCAGGAUGGUUUUUUGGAUCUUUUCGAUCAUGUUCUGAAACUUUGUCAUAUCAUUCCUGAGUUUGACUAUUACUGGAAUAGGUUGGUUACAGAGUAUUCGUGUAUGAAUAAUGAUUGGUUAAAGAAGCUUUAUAACCUUCGAGAGAAGUGGUGCCCAACAUUUUCAAAGGAUUUCUUCUCUGUUGGUAUUUUGUCUUCCCAACGUAGUGAGUCAACCAAUCCUGCCUUGUCUAGGAAAGUAAGUGCAACUGCUACUCUAUGUGAUUUUUAUCAUUUCUUCUGUGAAACUAUGCAAAGGAAAGUUCACAAAGUUUUGUCUUCGAGUGAUUCCAAUGAAGUAGCUAGGGCUUUGUGUGAGGAAGCAUUUAACAAGUUGAAAGUCGAUGUUGAAGCUCAUGUUGGCAGCAUUUAUUUUUCUGAUACUGAUUCACCUCAUAAUGGAGAAGUUCAGAUCAGUAAUCCAAAGGGUUCGAGGAAUAAGGGAGAAAGGAAUGUUAGGCGGAAAAGUGUUAGAGAAAAGAAGACUAAUCAAGCUAGAGGCCGAAAACAAGCUAUCCACCGGAGUGCUUCUACAUGUUCUGCAGAACUUCCAAGUUCAAUGGUUUGUUCUUCAUUGUUAGAUACAUGAAUUAUGAUUUGUUCACUUUUUACCUUAAAUGUUGAAAUGUUUGAGUAUACCAGGGUGGAAAUAUUUAUCGGCAAUGAAUUGGAAAUGUUCAC